Molecule: messenger RNA, 867 nt
Organism: Vicia villosa (hairy vetch)
Lineage: Eukaryota; Viridiplantae; Streptophyta; Magnoliopsida; Fabales; Fabaceae
Exons: 1
Coding region: 1-867 (288 amino acids)
Source: RefSeq, a predicted model, not a curated record
AUGAGGAAUUCUGAGCCAGAUGACAGAGUGAGAAAAUUUAUUGAUAGCGAGCUGGGUAUGUGGCGGACAGAUUUGGUGAAGAACACUUUUGAGGCAGAUGAUGCUAAGCACAUUCUGGGAAUCCCUCUUUCUAGACGGAAUGUAGUGGAUAAACAAGUAUGGCAGCAUGAAAAAACUGGAGAAUAUUCUGUUAAAACAGCGUACCAUGUGUGCAUUCGGGACAAGGCGGCGAAGGAACCUGGGCCUUCUACUCCUCCUUCCCAGGAUCUUUGGAAGAAGGUUUGGAACGCUCCAAUUCACACCAAAAUAAAACACAUCUUGUGGAGACUUGCUAGCAAUAUUGUGCCUACCAAAACAAAUCUGCAGAAAAAAGGAAUAGUGUUGGAUGAAACAUGUGGUCUGUGUCAACAUGGAACUGAAUCAGCCAGUCACCUUUUCACUCAAUGGGAUUUUGCCAGAAGGGUUUUCUUCGCCUCUAUUAUAGGAUAUCACUUCAACAGAAUAAUUGACACUAAUGUUUGGAUGUUAGAGAUGCUGUCCAACAACAAUGUUUUCUUUGUGCAGGUGUCUUGUUACUUACUCCACCAAAUAUGGAAAGCGUGCAACCUCGGGCUCUAUCAGCAGAAGGAAGGUGAUCCUAUUAAAGUGGCUAUGGAAGCUUGGGAUGCAGUCAUGGAGCUUAACCAGCACAAACAAACAUGGGCGAAAAACAAAAAUCCUGAGAGUGUGGAAAAUGGAAGGACCUCAGUUGCUGAUUUUCAUACUGUUAGGGUCGAUGCUGGCUUAGGAGAGAAUGAUGUGGUUACUUUUGGCUGUGUGAUAUUGGACGAUGGGGAAAAUCCGAUGAUAUCUCUCUGCAAAAAAUAG